AAAUGACGAUACUAUCCCAUAUGCAGAUAUGGAGGAAAACACGUGUUAUAACACGUGGUAACACGUGGGUGGUAACCACAUCACGGCUGCUAUGCGGGGUAGCCAGCGGUCCCGCUAAAGAUAGCCAAGUCCGCAGCCAUGGAGAUAACCACACCAGUAAUAAAUGCUGCAGUAAGAAAGAAGCGACACUGAACUUCCAUGAUACUAAAGAGACCUACAUGUCUAAGUCUAGCUUUGAGCUGGUCCGAUCUCUUUUUAUUCUCAAGAGCUGCACUUAUCAGGUUUUCGUAAACAACGCAGAAAAAAUGAUGAGAAUAUCCAGAAUCCUACUUGGAAAGAGCCUCUUCGCCUACCUGAUGAAGAAAUCAUUCUACGGCCAGUUUGCUGGGGGAGAAAACAUAUCGGAACUAAAACCCUGCGUAGAAAACUUAGCCCAACACGGAGUUCACUCCAUGCUGAACUUCUCUGUUGAAUCUGAUCUAGACACAGCUGUCGGGGAGAGCCAAUGUGAGGAGAGUCUGAAAACUAUCCUCAGUAUUCUAGAUUCUUCCAAAGAGGUUUGUCAGGGUAGACCGUUCUCCUCGUUUAAGAUAACCGGUUUGACCACCCCUCAGUUUUUAUACGAGUUUACUAAGCUACUGGAAGGGGUACAGAGGGUUUUUCUAGAAUGUUCUGUGGUGGAGAGGGAUAUUGGAGGGUUUGUGGACAGUUUAUCAAGUGAGGUGGUGAGGGGUAAUGAGACUCUGUUUGUUAACAGAGUUAUCACGAGAGAGGGGUUUGUAAAGAUAGCAGGAUCACCCGAGUUGUUUGAUUCUGUUGAUACCGGUUACACUGGCAAACUUGAUUUCUAUCAGUUUAGAGAAAUCCUCUUGUCAAACCCAGAGAUAAUAUCACAAAUUGAGGGAAUCCCUGAGUUAACAGCUGAACUUGCUAAAGGAGGUACCCGACUUAAAGACCGUCUAACCCAAAUAAUUAAUAAAACUAAAUCAAUAGACGCACGUGUAAUGAUAGACGCGGAACAGACCUACAUGCAGCCAGCUAUUGACUACUUCACAGUGGAACUGAUGAGAGAACACAACCACGGAGUAGCUUACAUCUACAAUACUUACCAGUGCUAUUUGAAGAGAACACCCAAUACUCUGACACUGGACGCUAGAGACGCGCUAUCACGCGGGUAUACCUUGGGAGUGAAACUGGUGAGAGGGGCGUACAUGGUGGAGGAGGCUGCACGUGCUGCGCGGCUCGGGUACGAGAACCCGAUACAAAACAGCAAGGAGGAAACAGACCAAACCUACCACAACAUGAUGGACGUACUGUUGGAGCUAGUGUCACGUGAUCAUUGUUACAUGCUAGCAGGGAGCCACAAUGAGGUAACAGUAAAGUACCUGAUGUCACAGUUACAGCACCACAACCUGCACCCUGACGCGCGGGAGAGAGUGGUGUUCGGACAGUUGUACGGUCUGUGUGAUCCGACUACAUUCCAGUUGUCCAGUAGCGGGUACACUGUGUUUAAAGCUAUUGCGUGGGGGCCAGUGGAGGAGGUGUUACCGUUUUUAGCGAGGCGAGCGCAGGAGAAUACGGGGGUGCUGGGGAGUAGUACAAGGGAGCUGGAUCUGUUGAAGAUGGAGAUAUGGAGGAGGGUUGUUAAGGGGUGAAGUGACGUCAUAAACUGUCAUGUGACGUCAUGAAGUCUUGCGUGACGUCAUUAUUAACUCACACAAUCGCUCACACUGUAUUAGUUGGGGCAUAUAACCAUGAAUAACAUACGGCAUGCUAUUUUAAUGGUUUCCCGAAGCAGACUGGUCAAUAUACAAGCAGUGCCAAGCACUUUAACGGGCUGAAUACUUCGCAACAAGGAGUCAAGCAUCUGUUGACAAAGUUUUUUUACAGUUAAAUAAAAGUUCGAGAUUAUGACACUAAUGAGUAAUGGGCUUCUUAUGAAAGCAUGCAAAGCUACACGUGACGUCACACCCUCCCUCACGUGACGUCACACACUUACCUCCAAGCCUGCACAGUGACUGGCAGGAACUGAUGAGGAACUGCUAUCUUGUGUUUCGUUAGUUGAGAGCACUGUUCCCUAGCUUUAUCUCUCUGCUCCUGCACUUUCAACCACCUCUUAACUUCAAUAUGCUGAGGGAAACCAAUCAGUACACACGAUACUGGUCACGUGAUUUGGACGGUUAAACGGAGGAGCAAGUGGAC
Molecule: messenger RNA, 2202 nt
Organism: Bolinopsis microptera
Lineage: Eukaryota; Metazoa; Ctenophora; Tentaculata; Lobata; Bolinopsidae
Product: hydroxyproline dehydrogenase-like
Exons: 2
Coding region: 3-1655 (550 amino acids)
Cellular component (GO): mitochondrion
Molecular function (GO): FAD binding; proline dehydrogenase activity
Source: RefSeq, a predicted model, not a curated record